Endocarpon pusillum Z07020 is the source of this 2556-nucleotide messenger RNA. RefSeq lists its product as uncharacterized. The transcript has a single exon. The record is from RefSeq and is a predicted model, not a curated record. Gene Ontology annotation, cellular component: DNA replication preinitiation complex. The coding region runs from base 1 to 2556 and encodes 851 amino acids. Lineage: Eukaryota; Fungi; Ascomycota; Eurotiomycetes; Verrucariales; Verrucariaceae. Gene Ontology annotation, molecular function: chromatin binding; DNA replication origin binding; single-stranded DNA binding. Gene Ontology annotation, biological process: mitotic DNA replication preinitiation complex assembly; DNA replication initiation; double-strand break repair via break-induced replication.
AUGUACCUACCGCGAGACCUGAUAUCCCAUCUCUACACCAACCUGCUUCGGACACACCACCGACUCUCUCCUCCAGUCCUGAUUCUUGCGGCUCUAGAACCCGAUGCAUUAUGUGCUUGCAGAGUAUUGACAGCGUUGUUCAAGCGAGACUAUAUAUCUCACAAAAUUCAGCCUGUUUCGGGAUAUGGCGACCUUACUCGAGCCGCGAAUGAGCUCAUCCAUCCCAUGAAGUCAAGUGAAGGGGGCACAGGCGGUGUUGUUGUCUGUUUAGGGGUCGGAGCACUUGUGGAUUUGAGGGAGUUGCUAGGUCUGGACACGGCGAACGAACAUCAUGACGGACUAGAUGGGAUUGAGGUCUGGGUUCUUGAUGCUAGGCGUCCGUGGAAUCUUGACAAUGUGUUUGGUGGACAACCAUCGUCACAAGUGCUGUCGGCGCCAGAUGGGAAUGCUCGGAAAGAAGGUUACGGGGUUGACAAAGGUCGAAUACAGAGGUCUUACAAGCCUGGCGCUGGAGGUAUUGUGGUCUUUGAUGAUGGUGACAUUGACGAGGAGUUAAGCACAGAGCGAGACGCGUAUUAUGCGUUGGCUGAAAUGCCGGAAGUGGAAGAGCAGGAGGACGACAGUGAUGACAGCAGCGACGAACAGGAUGGCACCCAUGACAGUCCCCAGAACAAAAAAAGGAAAUCGUGGUCAGAUCGUGAAGAUGAAGAAAACGAAAGUGAACAUGAGGACGGUCGGCCUAGACAAAGACGAAGAAGCAAUUCAGGUUCGUCUAUGUCAUCUCUACCACGUCGAAGACAUGGCUCUUCAUCGAUAUCAUCUCGCUCGUCAUCACCACCAAGCUUGCCCGCUGUAAAGGCGCCCUCUGCUAGAAGUCUUCGACGUCGAUUGCUUAGCCUUCGACGCGCCCAUGAGUCAGUAUUGGACGGCUACUUCCAGCUUGGUACUUCAUACUCCGAACCAAUAUCAUCCCUCAUGUACUCUCUUGCUUCCGACCUCGGCCGAGAAGAUAACGACCUUCUCUGGUUGACUAUUGUUGGUGUCUCAUCGGUCGAACUCUCGGGCCAAACUUCCUGCGGCCUCAGCACAUCGACUUCUUCACAUCAUAACAAGGCAUUACCUUUCCACCAUCAGUCAUGGCGCAUGAAUCGGUCUUCUCGCCUUUAUGCCCUGCUGCGAGAUGAAGUGCGCCGCCUCAACCUAUCUUCCAGCAGAGAUUCGUCUGCCUCCUCUCCUUCUGACACAUCUAUCCGCUUGACUCCGGACCCUCGCUUCGUUCUUCUCCGUCAUUGGUCACUCUACGAUAGCAUGUUGCAUUCCCCCUAUCUUGCCUCUCGUCUACAUCUUUGGAAUGAAACUGGAAUCAAACGCCUGCACAAGCUGUUGGCGAAAAUGGGCGUCAGUCUCAGCCAAUGCAGGCAGAGCUACACCCACAUGGACAUCAGUCUGAAAAAGAACCUCAGGGAGAAUUUGCUGAAGUACGCAGCAGUAUAUGGGCUUGAUGACCUCGUUCCAGAAGGAGCGGGCAGAGGGGCAGGAGAUUAUGAAGGAUGGGGAUUUGUGAGGAGCUGGGGCUGGAAAGCUCAGCUCUCCGCAAUGGAUGUCGGUGUGGUUGUAGGGGCUAUACUGGAAGUCGGACAUACACAACCUGGUGCAUCUGGUCUGGCAUCCUUGGCCUCGUCAGAAGCUCGCAAUGCGGAGGGCGAGACCGAAAUCUCGACUACCGCAGACCGAGAAACAGAAGACCGUUCCACGUCUCUCCUUCCUCGCUUCUUCGCUGCCUACGACGUGCUGGCGCCGACUCAUCCUUCGAAACUCCUCGAUGCAAUCCCCUUGGCUCAACAUCUUCUCAGGUCGAUCCUGCGCACAGGAUCAUCCUUGUUGGCUAAACACCAGAUCCGUCAUCUGCGGGCUUUCAGGAUGGGCGUGGUCAAGGAUGGACCAGAUCUCUCUCUCUUUGCCUCCAGCCCCGCGGCGCUCGUCAAGCUCGCAUUAUGGGUUGGCGAGGCGGUGGCGGUCAGUGAGAGGGAGAAAAAAGGAGGGAAAGAUGGUGCGACGCCGUUGGUGCUUGCAGCGCUAGAUGAAGUGCGAGGGACUUAUGUUGUUGUUGGAACUGGUGGCGGGAUAGGCGGGGUUAGUACUGGAGCUGAUAAGGAGAUGGAGAGGGAGAAGGCCGAGCGCAAAGCUGAAAAAGAUAAGGCGAGAGUGGAAAAGCGGAAGGUGAAGGAGCAAAGAAAGGCUGAUAGAGCCGCUGAGAAGGCUGUAAGGGAGCUUGAUGGAGAUGGGGACGGGGACGAGGAAGAGGAAGAGGAGAGCGAGGACGGGGAUUCUUCUUCCGACGAAGAGGAUGACGCUGAAGAUGUGGCGGAGCAAGAAAGGCGGCGGAAGCGUGGAUAUGGGCGCAAUCGAUUCGGAAUCGCCUUCACAGAGGUGGUAGAGGAGACGAAGGCAAGAGUCAAGAUCGAUAGUUUCGAUCACUGUGUGGUUGAGGUCAAGAAGGAGGAUCUAGGCGGAUUCCUCGAGGGGCUGAGCCUCAAGACCGUGGUGGGAAGAUAG